AUGAUUUUCUACCCAGCUACACCGACCUACAAAGCAGAUAUAAUCUUCAUCAAGCCGGUUGAAGUGAACUUGAAAAGAGAACAAGAAGUGCAGAUCCUUGAGCUAGAAGCCCAGAUUCUGGCAGAUAUUCAACCAAUCCAGGUGACCUGGAUGCUGGGUGAUCGAGAAUUGGUGCAGUCGGAUCGUGUAGAGAUGACUUUCCUCGAGGACACUGGAGUUGCUCGACUUGUGAUCCGAAAAGCCAGUCAACCCGACUCGGGUCAGUACACCUGCGUGGCUACAGGAGAUGUGGUUGAACCAACGACAGGGAGACGACUCUCGAAGACCAUCACUUCUAGCUCAACUGUUAUCAUUGAAGCUGUGCCAGCAUACAAAGCAGAACUCCAGUUCAUUAGACCAGUUGAGGUGCAUAUGAAGCAGGCCGAGGAGGAGAAGAUUAUGGAGUAA
Messenger RNA from Protopolystoma xenopodis, 447 nucleotides. The record is from the annotation of a GenBank genome assembly. Lineage: Eukaryota; Metazoa; Platyhelminthes; Monogenea; Polystomatidea; Polystomatidae.